CACACCGAGGGUGUUUAAUGUUGGAUCGAGGCCAUGAGGUGCCACGGCACCCGCUGCAACUGCGGGCCGAGCACAUCCGAGCGUCAGCGAGCGAUGCUGAGGGGACACGGGCGCACCCCGCCCCGUUCCUGCCCUUGUCCCUCCCCUUCCCCCGGAUGCGGGCCGGGAUGGCGCUGCCCACCCCGCGGUACGAGCACCUGGGCCCGCGGGGGCCUUUUCGGGACGUGUACGAGCCGGCCGAGGACACCUUCCUGCUGCUCGAUGCGCUGGAGAGGGACGCGGGCAGCCUGCGGGAGGCUCGAGUCGAGAUCUCUCUUGAAAUAGGAUCUGGAUCUGGUGUGGUUUCAACAUUUCUGGCUUCUUCCAUCCUUGGACCCAGUGCACUGUACAUAUGCACAGAUAUCAACCCCAUGGCAGCUUACUGUACCCAAGAGACAGCUCUCCUUAACAAUGUUCACCUGCAGCCUGUCAUCACUGACUUGGUCAAAGGAUUAUCCCCAAGAUUAAAUGGGAAGGUUGAUCUACUGCUGUUUAACCCACCAUAUGUGGUAACACCUUCUGAAGAGGUGAAAGGCUGUGGAAUAGAGGCAUCCUGGGCUGGGGGCAAACAGGGCAGAGAAGUAAUGGAUAGGGUUUUCCCAUUAGUACCAGACCUGCUUUCACCAGGAGGAUUAUUCUACUUGGUCACAAUUAAAGAAAAUAAUCCAGAUGAAAUUCUGGAAACAAUGAAGAAAAGUGGCUUAAAAGGCACACAAGUACUUUCCAGGCAAGCAGGACAAGAGAUGCUGACAAUCCUCAGAUUUAGGAAAUCUUGAUAACUUCUCUUCACCUGACAGGAUCAGCGUUCUCAGCACAGAUCACUUUGGCCUCGAUUAAGGACCAGAGUCUUCCACGUCCCUGUGACCUUCAGAGAAGAAGAAAGAGCCUGGUUAAAAUACACAGAUGCUCAGAGUUCACCACAAAAGCAUUUGGAGGAAGUUUGGAUCAGUGCACAGAUGGAAAUACAGUGGCGCUUUAUACAAUGCUAAAUGUGAAGGCAGAGUUAGGAGUUGUUUCACUUGUUCUCACAUAGCUGUCAAAUAUUUUGCUGCUGUGCUACUCAGGGUACUGAGCUUCUCGUCUCUUCCAACGCAUGAAGAUGUUCCAGCAGCAGAUAAGGAGGAUUCUCCAAUUCUUCAAUCCCUUGUAAUGAGCACAACAGUUCUGCAGCUCAUUAAACACCUUCCACGAGCUUCAGAGAUGGCUUCUCAAAGAAUGAUGGAAAAAUUUAUUUUAGUAAUUGUACGUAUUUAUAUUGGGACUUUUUGAGGAAUGCAAUUUUGCAAAUAGAAACUGAAUUUUAGGAGUUUUCACUUUUUUUCCCCCCGAUUUUAAAGAAACAAUAGUAUAGUUUUUCGGUGUAUACUGGAGAAUUUUCUGUGUCUCUCAUCAUUUUGUCUGUGGAUACAAAGCUUAAAUAAGUUGGCUUCAACUCCCAGCUUACUUUGACCAAAAUAAAAACCAAACAAGUUUAGAAGGGGUAAGAUGGAAUGCAUUAAAAAAAAAUUAUUUCCAUCAUGGUUCUGUAGAGACUGACUUGCAAGACUUUGGUUUGUGUAAUGCUCCUAUAAACAUUAUUUUGAUAUUUGUA
Messenger RNA from Vidua chalybeata, 1630 nucleotides. RefSeq names its product N-6 adenine-specific DNA methyltransferase 1 (gene HEMK2). NCBI's taxonomy places the organism in Eukaryota, Metazoa, Chordata, Aves, Passeriformes, Viduidae. Gene Ontology annotation, molecular function: protein methyltransferase activity; nucleic acid binding; S-adenosylmethionine-dependent methyltransferase activity. Gene Ontology annotation, biological process: methylation. Gene Ontology annotation, cellular component: eRF1 methyltransferase complex. The record is from RefSeq and is a predicted model, not a curated record. The transcript has 7 exons. The coding region runs from base 18 to 815 and encodes 265 amino acids.